AUGAGCUUUUCAAAUAAUUAAGGAAUAGGAGGGAUUUAUAAUAGUUUAAAUUUAAAGGAAUCUGCUGAAUUUAAAAUAGAUUCUGAAACUUAGAUGGAAAAUCAUUAGAUAUAAUAGUCCUAAGGAGCCAUACCACUUAUACCAUUAAUUUAACAAAAAUCUGAGAAUUCAAAUUCUUCUAAAGAAAUAUAGCAAGAAUUAGAAGUUACUUAAAACAAAAUGAAAGAAAUAAGAAAUAAAAUGAAGGAAGAUAUGAUGACUUAAUCUUCAAUCUUAAAAAAAGAAUAUGAAAAAGAAAUUAUUGAUAACUAAAUUGAAAAAAUGUAAAAUAUUUAUCAGCAGUAAAUCGAAUUGCUUUCUACAAAGUGUCAAGUAUUAGAAAAGGAAUUAAAAUAUAUAACAGAAAGCAGCACUUCCAAAAUGCAAAUGCUUGAAGAUGAGAACCAAAACUUAUUGAGAGACUUAUAGGAAAAAUCGCAUGAGCUUAAUCUUGCCCUGAAAACUAUAGAUGAAUACAAAUAGUUAAUUGAGCAAUAUUAAGACGAAAGGUAAAAGAAUAAUGAUAAGAUUAAAGGUAUUGAUGAAGGGUAUAAGUUUUUAGAAACUGAAUUAACAGAGGCUAAUCAGAAAGCAGAAUAUUUCUAAAAGUAGAAGAAUAAAUACAAAAGAGAAAGAAAUGAUGUCAGAUAAUAAAUUUUAUUACUCAAGGAAGAGAAUGCCAUUUUAGAGCAGAUUAACUAAAAAUAUAAGCAGGAAAUUCAAUAUCUCACUCAAAAUUUGGCAGAGUAAGAGAUUAAGUUAGAAAAUUAUGGCACUACUGAGUAAAACUACUCUGAAUUAUAAUCAUAGUAUAUUAAAUUGAAGAAUUAGAGUGAUGAAGAUUAAUCUUUAAUCUUGCAAUAUGAAUCAAAUUUGAAGUAAAUUUAAUAAUAAUAUGAAUUACUGUAGAGUUAGUACCAAAAUAUAAUUGUUGAGAAAAAUGCAGGAGAAGACAGAUACUUGAAAUAAAUUUAAGAUUUAGAGGAAGCCCUGCAAGACACAAGACAAAACUUAUAAAAAGUUGAUAACUAAUCAGCUAAAACAAAAAAGAAAAUAUCUGAAUUACAAAACCAAAAUGACAGCUUCAAAAUUUAAAUAGAAAAAUAUUCAAAAUCUGAAGAAAUGUAUAUAACUGACAUUAAAAGUAUUUGCAGAGCUCUUGAGAAAUCUUUAAGUACACCAUCAUCCUCAGCUAAUUUAAAAACAUCUGAAAUUCCAACAGAGGCAAAUGAUUCUGAAGUGACUCCUCUAAUAUCACUCAUGAAGAACAUAGCAUAAAACAUAAAAAAAGAAAUAAAGUAAAAAGAAAGCAAUAUUAGCAAAAAGAAAGAAGCAAUUAAUUAGCUUACAUCAGAAAGAGAAAACCUAAAUCAAAAGCUAGAGCAACAAAAAAAUAUUUUUAAAGAGAAAGAACAAAAUAUGAAAAAAGAGAUUGAACAAUAAUCAUAAUAAAUAAAUGAGAUAAGCAAGACCGUUCUAAAUUUGUAGAAUGAAAAUAAUAAUUUGAAAAGAAGUCUUUCAGAUCUGCAAAUUUCUUAUCAAAAUUUUUAAGAAGUCGUCAAAGAUAAAGAAUCUGUAGUCUAUCAAAAAAUAACUCUAAGAAUGAUGAACUAUUGUUCUUGGCUCCACUCUAAAAUUGCUCAUCUCAAUUUAAUUAAGGGAAUGCUCUGGAGUAUCGCUUGCAUAUACCUAGAUAGCUCGGACUUAAUAUUAAAAUUAAAUGCAAAAUAUUGUGAUCGUUAGGAAUUGUAAGACAAUAUCAAAUAGUCAUCUACUAAGCAAUAAAAAAUUGCUAGAAGAAAAAGAAUGUAAUAAAAGCUUAAGAUAGCUUUCAAAUGCGCUUUAUUUAUAAGCUUGCUCAAGGUAAAAAAAAAUACUAAGCUACUUCUUUCUUAAGGACUGAUUUGCAAUUGGAUUACUUGUGCAAAUCGCAACAAUCAAGUUUAAUAAAACAUAGAUCAAUAUAAUUAAGACGAGCUAUUUAAAAACCCAGAUAAAUUUAUUAUGUCUAUGAAUUCAAAUAGUGAUGUGCUUAAUUUCAAAGACACGAAAAUAAAUAUAACCAGUAAUAUAAGAUUAUAACUCCUCUAACUCGAACAAUUUUAUCAUAAAUCUACUUAGGCUGAUAGGGAUUAAAUUGAUUUUUUUAAUAAAAAAAUAAAAGAAAUAUCUUCUUAGAUGAAAUCUGUUGUUGAUAGCAGGUCAGACUUCGAGGAUAGAUUAAAGUAAUAAAUAUUCUUAAAUAAAUAAUAACAAAUAACUAUACAAUAACUUCAAGGCGAGGUGCUAGAUUUACAAUUUGAAUUAAAGCUAAAAAAUAGACAUCAUAACACUCCCCAAUAAAACGCUCAUCACUCAUAAAAUUAAUCUAAUUAUUUAAAAUGA
This is a messenger RNA of Tetrahymena thermophila SB210, 2424 nucleotides long. RefSeq lists its product as hypothetical. The record is from RefSeq and is a predicted model, not a curated record. The transcript has a single exon. Lineage: Eukaryota; Ciliophora; Oligohymenophorea; Hymenostomatida; Tetrahymenidae.